This is a messenger RNA of Aedes aegypti (yellow fever mosquito), 1602 nucleotides long. RefSeq names its product serine protease 42. Gene Ontology annotation, molecular function: serine-type endopeptidase activity. Gene Ontology annotation, biological process: proteolysis. The coding region runs from base 134 to 1561 and encodes 475 amino acids. The transcript has 6 exons. The record is from RefSeq and is a predicted model, not a curated record. NCBI's taxonomy places the organism in Eukaryota, Metazoa, Arthropoda, Insecta, Diptera, Culicidae.
GGGAGCAGCCGAGAUUUACGUUUCAGUUUACGUCAAUUCAUCGACCUGUACGAUCAUAUUCAAAUCUGAGGCUAGUCAUCAGGGAAAGCAAAUUGUAUAGUGGUGAUUUAUUUUGUGAGACAAGAGAUAGACGAUGUUUGUGCUGCGGAUAGGGCUUUUACUGGCUCUAGGAUUAACCUUGGCAUUGGCAGAAGAUGAGGUUAUCCCUUGCCCUGAUGGUGAAUGUGUGAAGCUACAUUUAUGCCGUGAUGGUGAAAUUGUAACCGAUGGAUCUAAUUUGAUUGAUAUUCGGUUCAACCCCGAUGACCCUUGCGAACAUUACCUGUUGAAGUGCUGUAAAGUUCCGAAAGAUCUAGACGAUAAUGAACAGGUCAUUGCGCCGCCCUCAUCCAGCGGUGAACUCAUUAUUGCACCACCUAGCUCAUCUGGAAAUCUGAUCCAGCCUGGAGCAGAGGAUCGGGAUGGGUCAGGAUCAGCAGGAACUGAUUCUUCUGGCGGACCAGGAUCUGGCGGACAUGGUUCGGGAGGUGCUGGUUCUGGUGGUCUGGGAUCAGGUGGACAAGAGACCGGAGGGCUAGGAUCUGGCGGAACCGGAUCAGGUGGACUUGGAACCGGUGGAGUUGGACCAGGAGGCCAUGGGUCAAUACCUGGUUCGUGGUCAGAGGGGCCUGGAGGUAACGAUCAUACUACCGUGUCACCAAUCAAAUCGCCUCAUGACAAUGCAGGAUGUGGUUUCCGCAAUAAAGAUGGCGUAGGUUUCCGCAUUACGGGCAACUCGGACGGAGAGGCAGAAUAUGGUGAAUUCCCCUGGAUGGUUGCAAUUUUGAGAGAGGAGAAAGCUUUGGAUCAAGUCAUCAAUGUUUAUCAGUGUGGUGGAUCAUUGAUUCAUCCUCUAGUUGUUCUUACGGCUGCCCAUUGUGUUCAGAAUAAGAAGCCUCAUGAAAUCAAAGUCCGACUUGGAGAAUGGGACACCCAAACAACGAACGAAAUUCAUGAUCAUCAGGAUCGUAACGUACUUGAAAUCGUUUUCCAUGAAAAAUUCUACAAAGGAGGUCUAUUCAAUGACGUCGGAUUACUUUUCCUUGACAAGCCAGCUGAGAUUAUUGAGACAGUCAAUACCAUUUGCUUACCGUCACAGGAUUACAAUUUCGAUUACAGUCGCUGCUUCGCUUCUGGCUGGGGAAAGGACGUGUUUGGAAAGGAAGGCAAAUAUCAAGUUAUCUUGAAGAAAAUUGAACUUCCUAUUAUGCCGUACAACGAUUGCCAGAAAGCUCUACGAACAACUCGAUUGGGAGCUAGAUUCAGUCUCAAUAAGAGCUUCAUAUGUGCCGGAGGUGAGCCCGGAAAGGACACAUGCAAGGGAGACGGAGGUUCCCCACUUGUUUGUCCCAUCCCUGGAUCAGUCGAUCGAUACUACCAAGCAGGAAUCGUUGCUUGGGGUAUUGGAUGUGGUGAAAAGGGAAUCCCUGGUGUUUAUGCUAAUGUGGCUGGAUUUAGAAACUGGAUUGACGAGCAGCUUACCCAGCGUAGCAUUCCACAUAAUACCUAUAUCGCUGUGUGAGACUGACAAGAAAUACAUUUAAGUACUUUUGUGAGUGUAUA